Plasmodium falciparum 3D7 is the source of this 10146-nucleotide messenger RNA. RefSeq lists its product as uncharacterized. Lineage: Eukaryota; Apicomplexa; Aconoidasida; Haemosporida; Plasmodiidae. The record is from RefSeq and is a predicted model, not a curated record.
AUGUUACAUUUGCAAAGGUUAACGAUAUCCGAUAUUGAGAAUAUUGAAUAUAUUUUGAAGAAGAAAGAUUAUAGUGGUAUAAAAACAAAUCAAGACAUAAAGAAAAUAUUUAAAGACUUAGGUAGUGCGUUCAGAAUUUUUGGUGAGUCUUUAAAAAAAAUACAUAAUGAUGGGAAUACAAUUAUAUGCAAUAUAAAAAAGAAAAAAGAAAAUGAUAAAGAAAAGUUGGAUGAAAACGUAUAUCUUGUAGAUUGUUUUACAAAUGUUAUUUCCGUUAUAAAGCAUAUGUAUGAAGAAAAUAUUUUAGCUAGUGAUGAGAUAGAAAAAAACAUAGUUAAUGAAUUGGAGAAGGAAGAAAAAGAAAGGAUAGAAGAUAUUAAUGAUAUAUAUAAUGAGGAAAAUAAUUUGGAAGAUAAUGUACAAAAUAAAGAUAAGUACAUAAAUAUAAAAAAUGUUAAUAAUGAUAAUAAUGAUAAUAAUGAAAAUGACGAUAAUAAUGAAAAUAAUGAAAAUGACGAUAAUAAUGAAAAUAAUGAAAAUAAUGAUAAUAAUUUAUGUUUUGAUGAAUAUUUGAAAAAUGAUAUAUGUAUAGAAAACAUUCCUAUAAUACAUUUCGAAAAUUAUUUAAAAAAAUGUUUAGAAAAAAAUGAAUUUAUAAAUGAAUAUGUAAAUCAUCCACAAUUCAUAAAUUAUUUUUCAGAACUUCCUAAAUUAGAUCUUAAACUAGAAAAAGAAAUACACUCCUUUAAAGAAAUCAUGGAUAAAUUUGCAAAAAAUGCUAGUAAACAUCUUAUAAAUAAAUCGCAUGAAAGGAUACAAGCCAUAUAUAAAAAAAAAAAAGAAAUACUCUCCUUCUUAUAUGAAAAUAUUGACGAACUCAAACAUAAUAAAAAGAAUAUUAUUUCUAAAAAGGAUAUGGUUUUAAACAAUUAUCAUAAUGCAAACCAUAAUGCAAAUCAUAAUGCAAACAAUAAUGCAAAUAAUAAUGCAAACCAUAAUGCAAAUCAUAAUGCAAAUCAUAAUGCAAACCAUAAUGCAAAUCAUAAUGCAAACCAUAAUACAAACCAUAAUACAAAUCACAGUUCAAAUCAUAGUUCAAAUCAAAAUAAGAGCGUAAAAGGACUUAAUAAUAUUUCCAAAAAAAAAAGAAGAACAAAUAAUAAAUUACAAGAGGAAAGCCUUUAUUUGGAAAAGUUCGAAAUAAGGGAAAAGUAUCGAAUAGAAAAGAUAUAUUCGAGCUUUAGAUGUUUUAUAAAAUUAUUAGCUUUGAAACAUAUACGUAUAAAUAAAGUCAUAUAUGAAACAUCAAAAGAAAUUAGUUCUUAUGAUUCCUUGAUAGAUUAUCAACAAUGGUUAAGUAUUAUUUUAAAAAAAAAUAUUAAUAUUGGUAAUUUACGAGAAUGUAUUCAAAAUAAUAAUAUAUUAACAAAGGAAGAAGAAUUUUUAUUAAUGCCUUCUGAAACAAAUAAUAGUAAUAAUACUUAUUUAAUGAAUCUCUUAGAAAAAGUACAAAACAGCGCUCCACAUUUUCUAAAGGGGGAAUUGAUUUUUAAUGAGAAUAAAAAAGAGAAAUUAAAAAUAAAAGAAGAUAAUGAUAUUAACAAAAUGAAUGAAGCUGACGAUAUGUGUCUUGAAAAAAAUGAAAAUUCUAUUAAAACUCAUCAAGAUGAUAUGUUAAAUACUGAAUUAAAUAAAAAGGAAAAUAAUAAUAAUAAUAAUAGAACCAUUUCGAAUACAGAAGAAAAAUAUAAUAUAAAAAGUAAUAUACAUAAAAAUGAUGUAAUAAAUUCUCAUAGGGAUAGUCAAUUCCCCGAUAUAUUUUAUAUCCCUAUAAUAAUAAAACAAGAUGAUAUUGAUGAAAUUAAUUCUGUGUGUAACCAUUUGAAUGACCAACCUUAUAAGGAUCAUGUUCAUUUGUUUUUAGAUAAUAAAUAUAAAAAUGGAGAUACAUAUAAAUAUAAAAAUGGAGAUACAAAUAAAUAUAAAAAUGGAGAUACAAAUAAAUAUAAAAAUGGAGAUACAUAUAAAUAUAAAAAUGGAGAUACAAAUAAAUAUAAAAAUGGAGAUACAAAUAAAUAUAAAAAUGGAGAUACAAAUAAAUAUAAAAAUGGAGAUACAUAUAAAUAUAAAAAUGGAGAUACAAAUAAAUAUAAAAAUGGAGAUACAUAUAAAUAUAAAAAUGGAGAUACAUAUAAAUAUAAAAAUGGAGAUACAAAUAAAUAUAAAAAUGGAGAUACAUAUAAAUAUAAAAAUGGAGAUACAAAUAAAUAUAAAAAUGGAGAUACAUAUAAAUAUAAAAAUGGAGAUACAAAUAUCGAUUUAGAUAUUGAUAGAACGAUAUAUAGUAAUGCAGAUUAUUGUAGCAAGCUAAAUAUGAAUACAUAUUUUAAGAAAGACAUGGAUAGAUAUAAUGGAAAGGAUAUUGUUACAUUUUAUAAGAAUAGACAAAAAUGUUAUGAGAAAUAUAUUUUACAAUUUAAUGAUUUAAAUAUGUUAUCAUAUAUUUAUAAAAAUAAAAAUAUCAAGAUAGAUAAUAAUGAUAAUUAUAUUCAUAAUAAUAUUAUUGAUGAUAGUUCAAUAUUAUUUGAUUAUAAGAAUUUCCAAGGAUUUUUUUAUGAAGAAAGUCAUAAUUUUUAUCCCUAUAAAAUUCCUAGCUGUAUUAGUAAUCAUUUUUCCAUAUUUCAAAAAAUGAAUUCCUUGCAUAAUAAUAAAUCGUAUAACAUUCACCAAUAUGAUAUUGAUGAAAAUGAUUAUAAAAUGAUGUCUUAUGAAUCUCUUCUUUUAGUAUAUUAUUUUUUAUCAACACAAGUAAAUUGUUAUUUCUUAUAUGACAUAGGUAGCAGAAAUAAGAUUAAUAAAUAUAUGUAUAAAGAAAUAUGUGAUAAAUAUUCCGAUGUCUUAAAUGAUUUAUUUAUGAAGGACGAGUAUUAUUUGAAUAAUGAAGAUAAAAAAAAAAAUGUUGAUAAUAAUAAUAAUAUAUUAUUUUUACCUAAAAACAGGUAUGAAAAUGACGAGGAAAAAAAAAAAAAAAGUAUAUAUUUAUCAUCUUCUGAGCCGAUACAUAACACAAAAAAUUCAAGUUCUGUUGAUUAUAGAAAUGAGGAAAAAGGUGGUCAGAAAAAAAAAAAAAAAACUGAAAAGUAUGAUAAGUGUACUAUUUUUAAUAAUAAUAAAAGAGAAAAUGUGAAAGGAAAAAAAAAAGAAAUGAACGACUAUUUUGUAUAUAUAGAUUAUAUUUAUAAUGUAAAACUUCAAAAUUUAUUGCUUAUCAAAAGGUUAAUAAGUAUAUUUAGAAAUAAAUUAUAUUUGAAUUCUAGGAACAAUGAUUUGAUAACUAUGCUUACUAUUCCUAAUCAUUAUAUGAAUUAUGGAUAUAAAUAUUCUUUUCAUGUUCUUGAUAUUAGAUUUAGGAUUAUGCGUUUAUUAGAGAGUUUACAGUUUCAUGAUUUAUUUUGUACUUAUGAUCAGAAUGAAAAGUGUAAAAAAGGGGAUAGCAAUAAUAAAAAAAAUAUAAAUAGUAAUAAUAAAAAAAAAAACAUAAAUAGUAAUAAUAAAAAAAAAUAUAUAAAUAGUAACAAUAAUAAUAAUAAUAAUAAUUAUUAUUAUAAUAAUUGUAAUGACGAAUUGUAUAUAUACUUAUCGUGGGUAAGAAGACAACUGCAUUUAUUGUAUAUGUCGUUAUAUUUCAAAUUUAAACGUUUUAUGAUAUUCAUACCGUAUUUGUACAAUUUAUAUAAAAGAUAUAAUAAUAAUAAUAAUAAUAAUAAUAUAAUGAGUGAUGAAGAAGAUGAAGAUAAUAUAUUUAAAGAGAAUGAAGAUUAUUUUACAUAUAUAAAUAAAUGUAAGGAAGAAAAUAAUUUAUUCGUACGAUAUAUAAGAAAUGUUCAGGAAAAGAUCAAAAGAAUUCAUCAUGUUAUAUUAACUCGAAAGGGUAAUGUUAAUUGUAAUAUUGAACAUAUUAUUAUGAAUGAACAUAUGAUGGAAUAUAUAGAUUUUAGCUGCUUAAAUUAUGAUGAAAAGAUUGUUUUUUUUUCUAAUUUAUUACUUAAGAAUUUAAUAAAAUCCUUUCGAAUUGUGUUACUUUUAAAAUCAUUGAUAAAAGAAAAUAGGUGGAAUAUAGGUAAAGUAGAUGAAAGAUUACAUUUAACAAAUUUGAUAAAAUAUUUUACAAAGAUUGAAUGUUAUGAUAACGAAAUAAAGAAUGUUAUAUAUAAUUCUUAUAAACAUGUACAUAUGUGCAAUACAAAUGAUGAUACUAUAAAGAAGAAUACAUCUAUCGAAGUAGAAAAAAAUUAUAAACUUGAAAAGAUGAAAAGUGAGGAUAGUUCUGUAAUAUAUGCUACAAAUAAUAAUAUGUGUGGUAUAAAUAAUAUGUGUAUUACUAAUAAUAUAUAUGAGAAAUCUAAAAGGGAUUAUAGUAAAUAUAUAUGUAAUAAUAAUAUGAAUAUGUGUUAUAGUAACAACAACAAUAAUGUGGGUAAUUCAUUUGAAAUUGUUCAUGAUAAAGGAAAAGAAAAAAAAAUUAGAAAUAAUGACAUAAGUAUAUGUAAAAAUAUAGAUAACGAUGAACUUUUUAAAAGUAUAUUCCGGAAUGAAUGUAUUAUAAAAAAAAAGAAGAAUAUACAAAAGAGAGUUUUUUACAAAUUAAAUGUAGAAACUGUUUUAAGUUCUUGUUGGUUUCUUGACAGAAUAUUAAUACAUUUAUUUUUAUAUUAUUAUUCAUCCUGUAUGAUAGAUAAAAAUUCAAAAGAAAAAAUAUUUUUUGAUGCUCCAUAUAUUAUGCAAGCAAUUAUAUUGGUUAUUCAUUAUUUACUUGCUGGAAAUGAUUUAACCUUAAGGAACAAAAAAAGAGAAAAAAUAAAUAAAAAAUAUAUUCAAGAAAGAGGUUUUGUAUGUAAUAAGUAUAAAGAAUCAGCACCUAUUAUAAAUAUAACAAAUACUACUAGCACCAAUCAAAAUGAUAGUAACAACAAUAAUAUUGAUAAUAAUAAUAAUAAUAAUAAUAAUAAUAAUGAUAGUUGUAGUAAUAAUUAUGGUGACCAUAAUAAACAAUAUUAUGUACAAGAUAUGUAUAAUAUUUAUAACGAUGGACAGGAAUCUACCUUAAUACCCAUGUCCACAUUUAUCCUUUAUUUUGUCAUACAUUUGUUUUAUUCCUUUUUUGAUAAGAACCUACUAACAUUAUAUGAUAACAAGGAAUAUAAAAGUUAUGAACUAUUCUUAAAGAGAAAAAAUGAUGAAAAGAAAAAAGAAGAUAAUUUAGACGAUUUAUUAAACCAAUCAUCCACAAAUAAUAUGACAAAUGAAAUUAUUACUGUGCAGAUGGCUAGCAGGUUUUUCUUUCUCAUAAAAAAUUUUGAACAAUUCUUAUCAUUCAGAUCUGUAGAUGAAGAGAAAUUUUUAAAUAACUCAUAUAAGAAUAGUAGUAUAAAAAAUUUUAAAAUGAAAAAACGAGAUUUUUAUUCUGACCAUGGAGAUAAUUAUUCAUGUGCUGAUCAACAUUUGAAAAAAAGUAAAAAUAAAAAAUGUGUACAAGAACAUAAAAACAAUGAUAAUCAUAAUAAUAAUAAUAAUCAUAAUAAUUAUCAUAAUAUUUAUGAUAUGGAAGAUAAAAAGCAAAACAAAAAAAAAAAAAAAAAAUUUUUAUUUUGUACAAACAUACCAGAAACUACUAAUAACACAUUUAAUGAUACAUUUAUUAUGAAUGAAAAUUUUGUGAAGGAUAUAGAAACGAGAAAAAUAAAAGAAGAAGAAUAUAAAAAUGAUGUAAUUUAUUUAAGGAGAUAUUAUAAUAUCAGAAAAUUUUUUAAUUAUGAUCAUUUUGAAAAUUUAAUAAGUUGUUAUGUUCCUAAUAUUUUAUCAUACUAUUUAAAUGAACAUAUUUAUUCAAAAGAUUAUAUUCUUUAUGAUACGAUAACUUUAAAUAAUCAAGUACAUAUCAUUGGAAAUUAUAAAAAAAGUAUGUUGUGUGAUAAAGAAGAGAAAAAGGAAAUACAUUUCAAGAUGUUAAAGGGAUUAUAUGAAGAGGAAUCAUCUUAUGAGGACUCCAGAAAUUCUUAUUAUUUUUUAUUUGGUUCAUUGAUGAAAGAAAAUGAUAAAAAAAGAUAUAAUGAAUAUAUGGAUAAUAAAAAUUAUAGUAAUAGUAAAGAAAAUGAUUUUAAUAGUACUUCUAGUAAGAUUAGUACUUUUUCUAGUGAUACUAAUAAUUCGAGUUCCUGUAUUUCUUAUAAUAGUAGUAGUAGUAGUAUUGAAAGUAUAAGUAGUAAUAAAAAAAAUUCAAAAUAUAACUAUAAUAAUAAUUAUCAUUAUAAUCAUUUUAAUGAUGAUAUAUAUAAUAAAAUAGAUAUGAAAAAAAAUAAUAUCCCUUCAAAUUGUAAUAACCUUAUUAUAAAAUAUAAAAAAAAUAAUGAAUUAUCUUAUAUAUCACUUAUUGAAAUAUCACGAAUUGAAAAAGUUAUGAUCGACAUUUUUAUAAUGAGAAUUAUAAGUUGUGAUUUCCGUAAUUAUUUCUUUCUCAUUUUUUGUAAUUAUAGGAAAUUCAUUGAUAUGUAUUCAUUACCAUAUAUAUUAGAUGUAUUUAUUAUGCUUAAUAAAUUUUUUACCAUAAAUAAUAAUAGUAUAAUAGACAAAUAUAAUAAUAAUAAUAAUAUGCCUAAUAUAUAUAAUCAAUAUAGUAGUGGGUGUGAGGCGGAGAAGCAAAAAAAAGAGUGUUAUCAAAAUGUAGAUAUGAUUAAUUCUUCCCAAAAUCAUAAUGUACUUAAGCAUGAGCAAAAUAAGCAGAGGGGGGGAAAAAAUUAUGGAAAAAUAUCUCCCUUCGAACUUUUUUGUAAUAUUAAAAUUGACGAAGAGGAAGAUAAUGAAAUAUAUGUACAACAGAGUGAUGAAAAAAGAGAGGAUCUUAUACGAUUACAAGACAUAAAUAAUAUAAAGGAAACACAAGGAAAGGAUAUCUAUAAGAUAGAACAUAGCAAUAGGAAUAAUAUUGAAAAUGAUACGAAUACUCAAUAUAAUAAAUAUAUUUGUGGUGAACAAUUUAAUAAAAACAAAAAUAUGUAUUAUAUAGAUUGUAUGAAUGAUGCCAUGAAAUAUGUAGACAAAGAAAAUAACAAAGUGAAUAUGGAUCAACAUAUGAACAAUAGGAAGAAUGAAAAAUUUGAUAAAAAUAGAGAUUUACAUAAUGGUGAUAUGUAUAUAAAUACAUUUAAUGAACAUGAUAAUUCAACAACAUCUGGAUAUGAAAGGAUGUCCACGUAUUUUAAAUAUUUUAUUUUUUCAAGUGCAAAAAAUAUUUUUUAUAAUAUAUUAUGCGGAAUAAAAGAUGACAUGACAUUAAACGAUACAUAUGGGGAUGAAGAAAAGGUUUUGGUACAUGAAAAAGAUGAUAAUAAAAUUGUAGAGAAGAAUUAUACAAAUGAUAAUUAUAAGGAAAAGAGUAAUAUGCAAAAAUGUAGUGAUGAUUAUGGUGAUGAUUAUGGUGAUAAUCAUGUUAGUAAUCAUGAUAAUAAUCAUGUUAAUAAUCUUGAUAAUAAUCAUGAUAAUAACCAUGAUAAUAAUCAUCAUAAUAACCAUGAUAAUAACCAUGAUAAUAAUCAUCAUAAUAACCAUGAUAAUAACCAUGGUGAUGGUCUUGAUAAUCCCAUAAAUGACAAAAGGGAUAGUACGAAGAACCAUAAGAUAGAAAAAAAUAUGAAUGAUGAUAAAAAAAAAAAAAAAAAAUUAUGUAAUGUUAUAAUAUCUAAUAGUAUGUUAAACGAAUAUGUUAAUAUCAUAAAUAAAUAUAUCAAUGAAAUAAUCAUGGAAAUAUUAUUUUUUACAAAUAUAUGGAAACAUUAUUUAUCCUUAGAAGAGCAUCCUAGAAUUGUUUUAUUUGCUGCUAACAAAACUUUAUAUUAUGAAGUGUUAAAAUUUAUAAAAAAUAACAAAAAAAAAACUGACGAAGAAUCAUUUAAGCAAUCCUUAUCUAUUAUUGUAUCAUUAUAUAAUUUCAAUUUAUUAAAUAAAGAAAUAGUUUUACAAACAUAUAAUUAUGAAACAAGAAAAUUAAUGAAAAAUGAUAUAAGAAAAAAUAAUAGUAUAUUAAAUGAUGAGCAUAAUGAAUAUUAUUAUAUGGGUAGUAAAAAUACCAAAGAAUAUAAAUUAAGAAAUGGAAGUAAAGUUUUUAAUGAGAAAAUAAAAAAUAAAGUAUUAAAUUAUUAUGAAAAUCGAAAUUCUGUUCGAUUUAAUAUUAAUGAAAACAUUAAUCAUACAGUAGAAAAAGAAAUAGAUAAUGAAAAGAACAAAUUAAAUAAAGUAAAGUUAUCAUCAUUAGAUGAUAAUCAAAAUAAUUCAAUUUGUAAUAUAAAAAAUUCUAAUGAAGAUGAUAUGUUUAUAAAUUUAUCUUUGAUUAUAUCUAAUUCUAAUGAUCCAUGUAUGGUUAAAUUAAUGUUUAAAUUAGAAAAAAUAUUCAUAAAAUUUAUAGAUAAGAAAUUACAAGAAAAUGAAAAUUUAUUAUCUAAAUGUUUAAAAAAUGAAAAGUUAAUUCCAUUGAAUGCCCCUGAUAUUAUGUAUAAUUCAACCACUGUCGAUAUUUUUACAAUCAUCUCACAUAUUUUAGAAGCUCUUUUUGAAUAUAAAUGUCCUGUUGAAUGGAUUAUUACACCCUUCUUAGAAUUCCUUAAUAAUUUUAUAAAUGAUUAUUGUGAAAAUUAUAAAAAGAGAUAUACUUCCUUUAUCAUCUCGGUACUUAAUCAAUAUGCUGAUAAAUAUUUUAAUGAUCUCCUAAAUUUAAAUGAACAACAAAAAAUACAAUGGGAUAAAUAUUCAAUAGAUCAUAAAAAGAAAAAGUAUAAAAAAACAGAAAAUAAUGAUUCGCAAUUUAAUGAAAACUUUACUAUUUUUAAAAGAAAUGAUAAUGAUAUUACACAAAAUCAUCAAGAUGUUGAAGAAGAACAAGAUCAAAUCUUUGAUAAUAAUAUACAUGAAGAAUAUAAAGAUGCUGAUGAAAUUACCAAAAGAAUAAGACACAAAAAUAAAAAAAAAACUAAUGUUUUUUAUAAAUUAUUCGAUUAUGAAGAAAUAGAUUCUAUUAUUAAAAAUAAAAUUGAUGAAAUAUUAACAGAUAAAAAUGAAGAAUCCAUAUCCAAAACAUCAAAUAAUUAUCAGCAACAAAAUCUAAAUCAAAAUAUAUAUCAUAAAAAAAAUCAUAAAGUAACACAAAAUGGUAAUGAUGGUCAAACAACAAAUGAUGAUUAUGAUAAUCAUAAUGAAAGUAAAAACAAAACAGAUGGCUCAUAUAUGAGUGAUGAUUUAAUUAAUAUUAUUGAUGAAAUUAAUUUCCUAUUUAAUGAUUCGGAUUUAUCGAAUUCUUUAGUUAUUACAUGGAAUCUAUAUUUCUUCUCAGAACAAUUACCUUUAAUAAAAAAAAAAUUCGAAAAAUAUAUAUUACAAUAUGUAUGUACAAGAACCACAAAUGUAGAAUCAAUUAGUCAAAUCUUUGAUGAACAUCUUCAUUUUAAUAUAACACAAGAUAAAUUACAAAAAAACUUUUAUACAAAAACAAUAUUUGAUGUAUUAGAUAUGUCCAUAAAUAAUAUUAAAAAUACUCUAAACAAUACUCUAUAUUUUAUUUUUAAAGUCUUAUCUAUCCGAAUUAUAUGUUAUGAAUUCCAAAAAGAAAUCUUUUAUAAUUUAUAUGAACCAUUCCAUGUAAAUAACAUACAAAGUAUUGUAUCUAUAUUCCCUAACACCAUAGAAAAGUUCUUCAAACAAUUACCAAAAAUAUAUUUUAAAAGUAUCUUAACCGUAUUUAUUGAAUUAUUUAUCAAAAUGUGGAUGCUUGUUAUAAUCGAAAAGGGAUUCUCGAAUUAUCAUUUUUCCGAUCAACAUAUACAUAUAAUGAAAAAGGAUAAUCAAUUUUUAAAACUAUAUUUAGAAAAUAAUCAUAUUGAAUCUACGCAUAACUUUUUAUCAAAAAAAUAUCAUAUUAAUGAAUAUAUAGAUACCUUCCUUGAUAGUUUAUAUGGAAAUAGGGAUCUUUUUGAAGAAAUACUUAAUGAACAAAAACAUAAGAAGCAUAAAAAUAUUGUCUCAUCAGCUUAUAGUAAAGGAAUGGCAAUUAUAAGCGGAGUAAAUCAACAUAUCCAAGAAAAAACAAAAUGGAUGGAAUGA